UUUCACAAGACUUCUCAGAGAGAUUUAUAGGAAUUGAACAUGUCUCCAGAGACCGGAUCCCUUCUGCUACUCCUCCUGUUCUGUGCGGGAGCCACUGCUGUCAAUCUAACCACUGCACACCCCAGCGCAGAUAAAGAAGCUUCGGGUACCCCCAUCCUUCGGGAGAAACCCGGAAAGUGUCCUGCAAAUGUGGACUUCCCGGUUGAUGGUUCCACGUUGAAGAAGGAAUGUAAGAGAGACAGAGACUGCAAACUGGAAUUGAAGUGCUGCUUCUCAGGGGGUACACAACGAUGUCUGCUGCCAUUAGACGCCAAGGAAAAUUCCUGCCCAUACUUCAAUAAAUCACAGUGUGUACGUAUCAAACCCGCACCCCAAGAGUGCCACCGUGAUGACCAGUGCCAAGGCACCGAGCGAUGCUGUUUUUACCAGUGCAGGCUCCAGUGCACUCCAACAGUGAAAGCAGUAAAAUCUGGAACAUGCCCAGUUCCCAGUACAUUAUGUGCUAUUUCCCCAUCUUCACCACCACCGAAACCACUGUGUACGAGUGACAAUGACUGUCCUGGAGAGAAGAAGUGCUGCACACCAAAGUGCCGGCAGGAGUGUACCGAUCCCUUGCCAUUAAAAUCUGGAACAUGCCCAAUUUCUGUUGCAAAAUGUGCGCUUCCCCUACCGAAACCGAAGUGUAAGAAUGACAGUGACUGUCAAGGAAAGCAGAAGUGCUGCACCCCAGUGUGUGGUCUGGAGUGUACCAAUCCUGUGCCAGCAGUAAAAUCUGGAACAUGCCCAGUUCCUGUUACAGCAUGUGUCAUUUCCCCAACUUCACUGCCACCAAAACCCCUGUGUACGAGUGACGAUGACUGUCCUGGAGAGAAGAAGUGCUGCACCCCAAAGUGCCGCCAGGAGUGUACCGAUCCCUUGCCAUUAAAAUCUGGAACAUGCCCAAUUUCUAUUGCAAGAUGUGCUUUUCCCCCACCGAAACCGAAGUGUAAGAAUGACAGUGACUGUCAAGGAAAGCAGAAGUGCUGCACCCCAGUGUGUGGUCUGGAGUGUACCAACCCUGUGCCAGUAGUAAAAUCUGGAACGUGCCCAGCUCCUGUUACACCAUGUGUAAUUUCCCCAUUUUCACCACCACCGAAACCUCUGUGUAUGAGUGACGAUGACUGUCUUGGAAAGAAGAAGUGCUGCAAGCAAAAGUGCCGCCAGGAGUGUACCGAUCCCUUGCCAUGUAAGUUACAGCUGACAAUCAAUCUCCAAUUAACACCAUCGGCUUGGGAGGUCUAUCUACCUAUAUUCUAUAUAUAUCUCUAUCUAAUGCGCCUAUCUCAUUCCCAAUCGGGGAGGUUUCGAGAGAGAUGCGACCCUGCACUUCCCCUCCUCAUCUGGAACCUUUCCCUAACUCAAACAUUGUCCCUAUCAGACAGGAUACCUUUCCCUACAUUACCCACUCCAUAAAGCAUGCCAAACCCUGGGGCCAGGGUCUUAAAUAGACUGCCUAAAAUGGCCACCAGAGUCACAUGGGUGGCUAGUAUCCAAUCGGAUCGCUGCCCCGGUGACUCGGGAAACCAUAGAGGAACCCUGACUUCCCCUCCCUCUGCAUUGCCUUUGUGGUUGAUCGCCACCUGCAGUGGAGACCAAAGGCUGCACCUGCAUACAUGUCAAACUUCUAAAAGGUGCCUAAGUGGUAAACUAAUACAGAAAGUGCUAUAACCACUCAGGGAAUAUUUCAAUACAAACAAAUUAAUUUAUUCCAAAAUAAAGCGCUUGUGCUUCAUUCAAUAAUAUGAUUAAAAGUGAUAUAAGUCCAUUAAAAUGUCCAUUAAAAUGUGUGUAUAUGUCUAUCAUAACCAAGUGCUUGUUUUCCUCCUACACGGCAAUGUCAUAUUCUGCUAUUGUGCACUGCAUACUAGUAUAUAAAGAGGGACUUAACUUUAAAUGAAGCCCUUCAGAGGCGCGCUGACUCCGCUGACAGGGCUUCCAUCUUCACCCAGUAUUCUCUGAUCAACUUAAUGGCUGAGCCGCGAUGACAUCACUCCCAUGCAUAAGUGAGGGAGUGACGGCUGUGGCACAGCUCUCACAAUUGUUGGCAUGUCGUCCAUUGAAAGCAAAGUGUGCAUGCGCCAAUGCGCUACACAAGUAAAUAUUUCCUAAACGGUGCA
Messenger RNA from Rana temporaria (common frog), 2156 nucleotides. Its product is annotated as WAP four-disulfide core domain protein 3-like. The transcript is spliced from 9 exons. Lineage: Eukaryota; Metazoa; Chordata; Amphibia; Anura; Ranidae. Gene Ontology annotation, biological process: antibacterial humoral response; innate immune response. Bases 40 to 1452 code for a protein of 470 amino acids. Gene Ontology annotation, molecular function: peptidase inhibitor activity. The record is from RefSeq and is a predicted model, not a curated record. Gene Ontology annotation, cellular component: extracellular region.